CUUUUAGAUCUACGGUGUUUUUUAAAAAAAUUAUAUAUAUAUGGAAAUGUGGAAAUAUUAAUUGUUAAUUGUUAAGAUAUGGAAAUGUGGGUGAGGGAUCAUCCUAGCCUAUAUGAGUAGAUUAGAAAUGGUACAUACUUUGAUUGUGGGUGUAGAGUAUGCUCUCUGCUUGAAGAAUUGAUAGGUUGAGCUGUGCAGGGUUUAUGUUUCUACCAAGGAUAAUGUAGUUGAUGACCUUUUGACACCAACCUAACUAAAUGAUAUCAAACUGUUUCGAGACACUAACCGUCUAACCCUAACCAAUUGAUCAUAUGAGUUCAUUCAACAUUUUUAAAUAAAAGGGGUUAUUUGUAUAGAAACUUUAAGCUUGUUUAGAUUUUCAAGAGUUAGUCCAGGUUUUGCAAACUCUCGCUUUUUCUUUAUUUGCAAAUCUGAACUUUCUGAAAGUUAGAGCAUGUUUUAUGCAUUUAAAAAUUCAAUUCUCACAUGAAUUAUCUAAUUGAAUGGGUUAAUCAAAUUGAUUUUUUUAACUAAACAAAAGUCUAAUUUAGCUAACAUGUUGGAAAUCACCAGCUUAUUUCAUUUUUGGUCAGUGUAGCGUUGCUAUGUCGGUUUAGUUUUCACCAUUGCUGCUGCAUGGUGAAAGAAAUCGAAUUGUUAUCACUUGAAAAAAUUGCUUGGAUGCAAUCUCCUGUUGAGUUUAGUUACGCCUGACGCUCUGACUCAGUUCUUCCAAUCCUCUGCCUAUUGACUUCUAUAUAUAUGGACGUGGUGUGUGUUUAUGGUUUGAUCUCAAACCAUCUAUAUAUUUUUUGAUUUAUUUCGUGUGCUAUGUAGAAUUCUGUCGAUUUGAGAAAGUAAAACUAGACCUUUACUACCAAAGUCUCUUUCUUUAUCUUCAUAAUUGUUGCAUGAAUUAAAACUAAAUGUGAAUUAAUGGUCUCCGCGUAUGUUCUUUCAGUUCUUUUAACUCGAACAACACUGUUAAAAACAAAAUUUGGAACUCUUUGAAUCUUUAUGAAUAAAGAAGUACCUAGAAAAACAAUAUUUAGGAAUAAAGUAGAACCAUAUUGAUGACAUUUGGUACAAUUGAUGAAAAAAUAUACAGGAUGCAGGUGUGUGGGUUAAAAUGGUCUCAGGAUGAUAGGGAACUUACAUCAGGAGGCAAUCAGCUCUCGGUUUGGAACCAGCAGUGUGAGCAGCCAAUUCUGAAACUAACUGAGCACACAACUGCUAUGAAAGCCAUAGCUUGGUCACCCCACCAGAGUGGUCUUCUUACUUGCGGAGGUGGUACCGCAGAUCGUUCUACUCUAUUUUGGAAUACCACAAAUGGGAAUCAGAUAAAUAGUAUUAAUACAGGAAGUCAGACCUGGGAAGAUAAUAGCAGCAUCACUCACCUCUUUCCAUUGCUGCACAAGCUUGGAAUUCAACUCUUAAUAAUCCUAUAGCGCGUCUUAUAGGUAUACUAAUUAUCUCCUUCGUUCUUGUUUACUUUCAACGAAAGGGGGAGGCACAAUAAUUUAGGUGAUGAGAGAGAAAGAGAGAAAAAAAGGUGACUUAUGUGAUGAUGAGCUGCAGAGAGAAAGAAUAUCCAAAAAAAGGUAGUGUCGCAAGUAAAUUAAAACAAUCCAAAAUAGUGAGUGUUGCAUGUAAAUAAGAACGGAGGAAGUCUAUGAAAAGGGUGCAUUUGAUUCAUUCUUUCUGCAUUAUGAAUUUGCUUCAUUUUUCAAUCAUGUUUUCAGUUGAUUCAACUUAACUCAGCAAAGAGUAGGGUGGGUGACUUGAGCUUGUGAGUCUUCUAAUAGUAUUUCAAAUUGAUAAUUUCUUUCAAUGAGCUUUUCUCUACAAUUCACAAGUUUCUCUAUUGAACGAUAUAAUUUAUAACUCACAAUUUUGUUUUGAUUUGAUAGUUUACGCUUUCUAAGAAUUUAUGGACUAGAGUGAGGAGAUUUAUGUUGAGUGAUUGUUUUAGAAUAUGAACAUGUAGCUGACUAUUACACUAUUGUCCAAAGAUAUUAGUAACAUAGCACAUUUGGUAUGAAUAUGUAUAUUGUGAAGUCAAGUAGAGUAUGUAGUAGUAAAUCUCGAGUAGAGUUUUGUGAUAUCAUCGCUUUGUUUGAUUGAGGUAAAGAUGGUGGGAGCGAGGGAUACAAAUUGUACAAAGGGUUUGGAAACAUGUGAAACUCCCUAAUUACGAUAUACUAAGAGUAUGACCAACUUUUGGUUGGAUGGAGUCUGAGAUUUGAGAUGUAAGCUGAUAUAAGUAUUUGGUUAUGAUUUAUGGCUUAGGUGGGUGUAGGCUACUUCGUUAGGAAAUUGUGUAGUUCAAGGCUGAAGCCAUCAUAUUAAUAGGUGCGUAAAAAUCAAUGUAUUUGAAGUAUAUAAGAAAGUAUAGUGUUUACUAGACUAAAUAGUUCUAUGGGUUGAAUUGUGCCUUGAGUUAGUGUGUACUUUAUUGGGGUUGAGUACUCUUCAUUCUUGCGCAAUAUAAGUGGUAAAUCCGACUCUCCAAAUGGGUAUGGACACUUAAGGCACACAUUUUUUAUUUUGGCAAAAUUAGGCUUUUUAAAAUAAUCUCAUACUUGUAUAUUCUUGAAUAACAAAUGAAAUCAUCCUUGCCCCCAUGUCCACUUCAUAACUUUUGACAUUUGUGACCUUAGCAUUGUAUCCUAUGAGUUUUCCAUGUAAGAAUCUUGGAUACUUACCUAUGCCUGACACUCAAAUCGGUAAUCAUCAUGUGGAGAAAACAAUUAUUUGAAUAUAUAGAGUAUAUGAUGAAGACUUCUAAUGUUACAGUCUCACAGACAUAAUGUGUGUUGGUUAUGGUUGAUGGAUGGUAAAAUGAGUUAAGGGUAUUUACUUAGAAUGUCUUAAAUCAAAUAGAGGUAUCACUUUAUUUUCUUAAUAAUUAAUUAUGCUUUGUUACCCUUUAUUUUCAACGACUUUCUGAUUACAUCUCUUUCGUAUCGCUUCGUUUUAGAUGAAUUUACAUAGGAUCUCACACUAACAAAGACCCAGAACAUGAAUUUUUUAGCGGGGAUAGAGGGAUGCAAUCCGUAUGAGUUGCUGUCUCAUCCUACUUUAUUUGAUGUUACUUUGAAGCAUUUCAAUAAGCUUAAUUACUGCAGAAAAUGACUCUCUGACCUUUGUCUGUAAACGCAAUGCCUUCGUUUUAUUAGCUUAGUCUUGAAGAUUAUAUCUUUGCUUUUGAUCUUUCGUAUAUCAUCUACUUUGUAUAUCAUAUACUUCAUAUAUAGCUUUAAUGCAUGGCGCUGGUAUUUCACAUAUUUGUUACUUGGAAGAUAGCGAGUAUAAGGUUUUAUAGGAUGAGAGUUCGAUCACUAGGCCUAGAGGAGGAGAAGCACUUGAUUUAGAUCAUAUUUUAUAAACUACAAUUGCUACAACACUAGGAAGAUACUAGCUUGGUCUUUGCUAUAAACUAUAAAGUAAACUAAGUCUUCAUCUUUCUUUUAGAUAUACUCUUAAGAAUCAGUGAUACAUAGCUCUUAACAUGUAUCCUUUAUAUGACUAGGGGUGUGGUAUAUUAGGAAUAUGAACAUUGAAGAUGUAGUGGAGAGGAAUACAAGUAUUUUUCGGCAUGCUAGAGGACACUUAUAUGUUGUUUCAAAUGAUUUAGCAACCUAUUUAGCCAUCAACCAACAAGUAUGAAAUCUUUAGCAUCUUUGCAAUUCUUCAUUUUAUGUCAAUUGAUUUUUAUCUCUAUGCUCAGGUAAAAACUUACCUUUGUAGUUUCCUCAAUCAUUAUGAGCUGCAUAACCCAUUAAUUAGUGGUUUAAGCAGAAAACCACCAAUUAAUAUUGAGAGUUACAACGACAAUUUAUCUAGAGAGUUACAAGAACAUAUCUGGACCUGGAUGGAUGUUUGCUUCUAGGAUUUUUUUUAGAGGAAAAUAGAGCUGGAAAGGGUUUCAUGGUUGAAAUAUAUUCUCUACCAAAACAUUAGAACUAAGAAUUGGAGAGAAAAAAGGAACAAUUUUGAAAAAUUACAAUACUAUAAGAUUGGAAAUAUUAAGAGGAAAGAAGAUGGUUUCUGUGGGAUAUUGUUGGAUGUUGGAGGGGCCUUAUUUGUUCAUUAUAUUUCCCCUUCAAAUAUAAAGUGGCUAUAUAUAUGUAUAUAGUUAUUGCAUGUAGUACUACUACUUUGAAUCAGAUGUUUCAAAACUUCUUUCAUGCCCUCUAUUCGUAAUGCCUAGAGUUUUAUUUCAUCUGUGUAAAGUUUUAUUUCAUGUGUUCAAUUAUUAUUUAAUGGUUAUGUAAACUUUUUUUACUUAAUCGUAUGCUCAAACUCACUCUUUUUUUUUAAAAAAUGUGGUAGAUUUUUGUAGGAAUUGGUGUCUAAAACAAGUAUAUAUAAGUUUUAUAGUUGAUUUUGUUGUCUAACACAAGUAUAUAUAA
Messenger RNA from Beta vulgaris subsp. vulgaris (sugar beet), 4415 nucleotides. Its product is annotated as protein FIZZY-RELATED 3. Gene Ontology annotation, molecular function: protein binding; anaphase-promoting complex binding; ubiquitin ligase activator activity. Gene Ontology annotation, cellular component: anaphase-promoting complex. Lineage: Eukaryota; Viridiplantae; Streptophyta; Magnoliopsida; Caryophyllales; Amaranthaceae. The record is from RefSeq and is a predicted model, not a curated record. Gene Ontology annotation, biological process: positive regulation of anaphase-promoting complex-dependent catabolic process; positive regulation of ubiquitin protein ligase activity; anaphase-promoting complex-dependent catabolic process. The coding region runs from base 1074 to 1448 and encodes 124 amino acids. The transcript is spliced from 5 exons.